AAUACCCAUAGUAGCACGUGCGAAUAUAUUUAUUUUGGUUUUGACUUGCCGGAUUUCUAUUUUUGAAAUGGAUGCUUUCACCAAUUGCCCGGGAUUCUGUCCCUCAUGCGGCUCCAUUCUUCCCGAGCUGCAAGUCAAGGGCAAUGUGACUUGCCACAAUUGCAGAGAGGAGUUUCAAGCGGAUGUUUACAGCGGCGAGAAAUCUGAGUUUACUAUCCAUUUCAACACAUACGAUGCCAAGAAGUUGUUGAACAGAACCAAACAUGAAUCGGAAUCGGAGGCGGAUGGACCCGUGGUGGAGAGGAAGUGUCCCAAGUGCAACCACGACAAGAUGUCCUAUGCCACCCUGCAACUCCGAUCGGCGGACGAGGGACAGACUGUGUUCUUCACCUGCCUCAAGUGCAAAUUCAAAGAAUCAGAAAACUCCUAGAUGCUAGCAAUACCUGUGUAAAUAGUCUUUUAACUAGUGAAAGUAAUCGUGUUCGACGGCCUGAAAAAUAUAUAGAUCAUACAAAUUUUUAUUAUAA
Molecule: messenger RNA, 527 nt
Organism: Drosophila subpulchrella
Lineage: Eukaryota; Metazoa; Arthropoda; Insecta; Diptera; Drosophilidae
Gene: RpI12
Product: DNA-directed RNA polymerase I subunit RPA12
Exons: 3
Coding region: 68-430 (120 amino acids)
Biological process (GO): DNA-templated transcription; termination of RNA polymerase I transcription
Cellular component (GO): RNA polymerase I complex
Molecular function (GO): zinc ion binding; nucleic acid binding; DNA-directed RNA polymerase activity
Source: RefSeq, a predicted model, not a curated record